This is a messenger RNA of Caenorhabditis auriculariae, 6291 nucleotides long. The record is from the annotation of a GenBank genome assembly. NCBI's taxonomy places the organism in Eukaryota, Metazoa, Nematoda, Chromadorea, Rhabditida, Rhabditidae.
AUGAGCGAUGUCGAGGAGGCGUUGUCCGAACUCUCAGAAGAAGCCGACGCCGACCAGGUUCCUUCACGCCUUCAGCCACACCCAAUUUCGGGGCUUCUGCUCGCUUGUUUAGCGUGUCCUCUUGUCGGUUUCGCGUCCGUCCGUUGUGUUGCGAUAUCGGAUUCGAUUCAAGUGUCGAGUUGAAAAUUGUUUGCUCAAGCGUCGUUCAGUCUCCACCUCGCCGAUUUUUUCCAUUGAUUUCACGUCGCACUGUUUUUGCAGUGAUUUUUCUCGCACAUCGCACUUCUCCCUGGGCGGCCGUCCAUUCAAACGACUUGCUGCAAUUACCUUGGCCUCGCCCUGUAUGUCGCGCGUCUUCAGACCCGCUUCCCAUCCUCUUCGAGUGCGGAUUCGAUUCAAAUUGUCCGUCUCCGUCGGAAACUGCUGAUUCGACAUUUCCUAUUGAGCUUCCAAUGACUCUUCAGUUUUCAAAGACCUUCAAAAGAUUCCAUCGAUUCAAACAUGGCGAGAUACUUUUCCACAAACUUCUUGCCUUUUUUGUCGCCUACUAUCGGAGUUCAUUCUUUUUGUUUUUUGGAAUAUAACUUUUCAAAGUUUCAGUAUUUCCUCUCUUCUCAAAACUUCAUUUCUGCUUCUCGUUCGUACUAAUGAGGCAUUGUGCGUGUUUAUUCAGGCAUAAGCAGCUUAGGAAGAUUCACAUGCGUUUUUGACAGUUUAUAAUCGUUCCUAGUGACAUUUUGGUAAAAAUAAAUAGUCCUUAAAAAUGACGCUAGCAGGUCUAUUCGAAAAUUUUAACAUGCGGUGAUAAGCCUUUUUAUUCUCUUUUGAAGGUCUUCAAAGGCCGCCUACUGAAUACUGGAAAUAUUGUAAAAUUUUCCAUGGUAUAGAGAGAAAAAACUUUAAAUGAAAAAUGAAAAGUUAUUUUGGAGAAAAAGAUCUCCAAAAAUUUUUGUGUAUCCAAGUAUUGUUGUCAGUCGUCCACAAAAUUUCAAUUUUUCAAAAGGAGAAAAACCACCGCAAGAGGAGGAGAAAAUUGCUGGGCGGUCAUCCAAGUUUUUUAUUGAACACUUUUGAAAAAAAAUCGAAGGAAACGCAGCGAAACGAUAAUUUAAAAAGAGUUUUUCAAUAUCAAUUUCUGUACCAGUUCACACCUACAGAUCUCCACCUCCAGACAAUUUUUGCUCCUUUAUAUCAGGUCUUUUGUUUGUUGAAACAUUCAGAAAUGAAACCGCAUACAUCUAAAGAGGUCAAUGUUAGCCUUACUUGAAAAGGAGAAUACUUGGUCUUUCUCCUCGAAGCAAUUCAUAAAGGCCAACACACCUGUUCGUGUCGUUCCGAAUCGGCACUACUCAUGCAUGGAGCGACAACACAAAAGGUGGGAGGCGGCAGAAGCGGGCUCACGGAGCUCUUUCGGCCUCGCUAGCACUCAUUGAUCCUGCGGCAUUCGCUCUCUUUGCCGCCACGCCACCUCGACGUCUUCAGUUAUCUCCAAAUCUUGUUCCGUCCUUCAGAAAAAAAAAAAAACAGAAAAAAUGAUUGGGAGAGCCGGAUGUGCGGCGUUUCCUCCGAAUUUUGUUAGAGUCAGCUGGAAAUUGUAAGGAACUCUAACAAAAGCUGGUCGUUCCCUUUUCCUCGUCUUCGCACCUCGCCGUCAUUUCCAUGUUACAGAUCUCGUUUUGUAUACCUUUCGUUACAUCUUUCGACUCUUCCUGUCAUGUUUUACAUUUGAAAUUGAGCGGAUUUUAAAAUAACAGACUGUUCCGCUUCAAAAUGCUCCAAAAAGUAAUCUUUCAGAGUUUCAGAGCAUUUUUAUUCAAUUUGGGACAAGUUUCAGACGAAUUUUGAAGGAGUAGGUAGAUUUUUUUUUGGGAACCUCAUAUAAUUGUAGAGAGAACAAUUUCCAUUGCAGAAAACUAAAAGAAUUUCUUUAGUAGUUAUUUCAAAUUGGAAUGGUAUGGACUCCAAUAUUUCUAACUUUCUACUGAUUUAACGUCCUUAUAUUUCUGGCACUGAAAAGUCGCACCUCUAUUUUUGAUUUCUUUAUGCAUUUUUCGUAUCAUACAAUGCUUCAGCCUUGUUUUGCAAUUCACAUGCUUCUCGAAAUCUCACGCUCUUAUCCCACUCAAAAAUUCGGCAUUUUAAGCUCGAGCUCAAGCCGGAGCCAGAGCCGACCGAAGAAGAGAGUGAGCAGCUGCCGAGCUUCGACGAUUGUUUGCGGUCACAACCGGAACCGGAGCCACACCUCGUCGAUCUGGUCGCGGCUCCGCCGUUAGCGGUCGCCGACCAGGUUGAAGACGUCGCCAGCCAGAAGGACGACGCCAUCGCCGUUUUCUUCGCUGAGAAGGACGUCGUCGAGUCGCCGCCACCGAUGGAGGUCGCAGCCACUUCCAACUACUUUCACGGGGUACCGCCUUUGUUGGCUUUUCCUUAAUUAUUCAUGCUCCCCCGUUGUUGCGUCGCUUUCCAGCCGACGCUGUCAAUUACAGCUGUUUGCAUUAGACAGGUGUUAGUCCCACUUAUUAUAAGAGAUUCUUUAAUGCAAAUACGAUGAACUGCAAAAUAGGAAAUUAUCCUUUCGCAUCUUAUUUUUUGACUAUUCAGCAGGAAGAACGCCUGUCGGAAGGCUCUCCGACCCAAGAGCAGCACUCGCCAACCAGCAAUUCCGACGAGAGAAGGAAUUCAGAAGAGGUUGAGGUCGACGUCGGACGCCUUCAAUUGAAUAGCCCUCCGUUGUCUUCGCCAGAGUCUUCUGAAAGCGUGAGUCUCCUUUUGAACGGGAUCUAUCUUCCUAGCCGUUUAUCAUAUCCAUUGAUUGAAAUCGAUGAAAUUUUAAAUAUAUUACUCCGGGAACAUUUUUAGUACAUUUGACUCCUUUUUUCAGAUAAAACCGACUUUUUUCAGGCAGUUCCGGCGAGUGAAAACACACCGCCGCCGCCGCCGCAGGACGAAAAGCCUCGAAGGACGGGAAUUAAGCCACCAACGCAAAUCAAAAGCCUCCAACGAGCGGCGAUUAGCAGGUUUCUUUUUUCGGCUGCUCUUUUGUUUCCUAAUUCAUGCAAUAUGUUCCUAGAGCCGAGCAGAAGGUCCCCGAUCAUUCCAUUGAAACGCCGAAAAAGACACCAGCGUGAGUUUCAUCAGUUCAUUGAAAAUUCGCUCGGAAAGCAAAAAGUAUAUCAAUUUCCUUCUCAAUUUCUCCACGUUUGAAACAGGAGGAAUAGUAGAUAAUAUAAUGUACAAUUUUCUCUGGAUUUUACUUUGUUAGGCGCAGACUUGUUCUGCGCCCUUUGGGUUUAGGCAGUUGGGAAAAAAAAGGGCGUUAUGAUUUAUUUUAUUUUUCUAAUCGUGCAGUUCUGUAAAAAGGAAAUCAACAAAAAAAGUCAAUUUUGCUUUCAACCAGUUUCACUUUGCAAAUUUCGAGGCUCAUUUUAUUCGGUUAUCAAAGUGGAAACCAGGAAAGGUCUUUUUCAAAGGUUAUCGUUUUUCUUGUUUGAGCAAACGCGUCACUUUUUUUUCGUUGAUGUCAACGAGUUCUUUAUCUUUUCCUAGUUCACAUGUCCUUCAAAUGUGAAUAUCGAUAAAUUCAGUUGAAAUGAGUUAAGAAGAGAAAUAAUUGAGGUGAGAAUGGAAUGUUAAGGUCGCCCGCAGUGGGAAGCCGCAGCCGACCGCCGAGAAAUGGUUUGCCGCCCAACUCGUUCGCUGUAAUUGAUACUCGUUCAGACUCGCGGUCAGCCACGCCGAAACCGGCGCCAAUCGGUGAGCUGAAAGGCGAAAGACAAGAUCUCAAUUAGUUAAGGGCAAAACAAGUAGUGUCUGUAAGGAAGUGGUAGUUCUAACAGUCCCUAUUUUAAAUGAUUUCUUUUUUCGAAAUAUUGUUUCUGAAAUAGUUUCAAAAAAUAUUGGAUCCAAGAAAAAAAAACUUGAAAGGUAAUAUUUAAUUGGCUAUGGUGGCGCGAUCAAAGGCAAAAACAAUGAAUUGUAAAAAGCUUAAAAUUGAUUUUGAAGUGUCACUUACAUUCGUUCAAAACUACCUUUCACUUAUUAAUAGUGAAAAUAAUGAAGGAAUUACAGUCAAUUCGGGAUCUACAACGCCUCGAGUCAACGCGAAAUACGCCAAUGUUAGAAGGUACUUUUCAAAAAAAUGAUAAUUUAUAUUUUUUUAAGAUUUUUUUAGCAAAAGUUGGAUCAGUCACUAAUCAUAAGCCCAGCGGCGGUAACGUUGAAAUAUUUUCUGAGAAAAAAAGGUUGGUCCACUGAUUCAAAUUUCGAUCUGCUAGUUAGCUUUGAUUGAAAAAAAAAAUUAGAUUAAGUACAAAAAGUUAAAUUUAUUUUUUCUUUUUUCAGACCUACGAUGUAAAAUCUAAGGUUGGAUCUCUCGAGAAAGCCGAUCAUACUCCAGGUGAGCAUUAUCUUUUUUCAAUUGCAAGAAAAACUAAACUUGGUUUAAACCCCAAGACCUUUAAAGUCCACAAACGUGAAGAACAUCCCCAUUUUAUUUUACUUAAAAAACUUGAGUUUGAAGGCGGCGGCAAUGUGAAAAUUGAAUCAAUCAAGUUGAACUUUGGGGCGACGGCCAAGCCUCGAGUUGCUUCGAAAACGGAUUACACGCCGGCGAAGAGCGAGAAAAAGGCAAGAAUAUUCUUGGAUUGUCUUCAUUUGAACGUUGUUUUAAAUUUUUUGGGGUGAAUAUUAAAAGGUGAGAUGUAAGUCGAAUAAUAUGAAAGCAGGAAAGCUUCCUUUUUAUGUUUGCGGAAUAGCUUUUUAUUUUUUUCAAGAAGAAAAGAGGAAACCAGAAUUCAAACCUCAGGGAAAAAAAAAUCGAAAUGCACACUGCCGAGUUUUUCAACAAUGUCAUUUUGUUUGCAGAUUAUCUCGCAGAAACUCGAGUGGACCGCCGCUUCCAAGGUCGGAUCUCUGCAGAACGCCAACCACCGGCCUCAAGGCGGAAACGUUCAGGUUUCCAGUGAUGAGUUGUUGGAAACCAAAAGUUCGGGAAGGUUCACAGAAAUUCUUGUCAAAGAAAGAACGAUUACGUUUGAAGUUUUGAAAACGUGGUCAGAGAACUCGAUGAGUUGAAACUUCAUUGACUAGUUUUCUAUAUUUCUUUCACAGAGUUCCACGUUUUGAGCUUUUGUGAUGUGUUUUUUGCCGUUUCUUCGUGUGUUUUUACAUUUCACACGACUAUUUUUUUCGUUGAAGUAGCGGAUAAUUUCAAGGUGAAAAGUAAAUUAGGCGUGCAAGGCCGUGUUGCACUGAAAAAUUGCGGUGGCCUUGUAAUUCGAAAAAAAGUUGGUUCAUAGGGACGGAGGUAUAUAAAACUCCGAAAGAGAUGAAUUCUUUCCAUAGCUCGAAACAGUCACAAUGCACGAGUGCGGUUGCGUUGCAGAUUUUGAACCAGAAGCUGGACUGGAAGGCGGAAAGCAAGGUCGGCUCCAAGGACAACAUUCGCCACAAGCCCGGCGGCGGCAACGUCAAAGUUUGUGCUUUGGAAAGAAAAAAAUGGUCAAACCACCCGGGACCGGUAUCGGUUCGGUUGGGAGGACUGUUGAUUUCCAUUGGUGUGGCAAUUCAGAGAGAAGAGGUGGAUGGCAAGUAUAAAUGAAUAUUAUUUGCUAUGAGAGGUUUUGCGAGUCUAAAGUCAAGAUAAACAUUUUGAUUCUUUUUUUCUUUUUAAAAGCUACAAGGUAACUUUUAGAAGAAGACUAUCAAAAAGUUUAAAACCUUUUUUUAAAAGUUAUUCUAAAAAAAGCCUCCCUUUUUUUAUCACGUUUGAUUCAAAACUUGUGAAAAAAAAUUUAGGACUCCAGAAAAUAGAGAAAUUUUAGGUUUUCUACAAGCGCCAUUUUUUUUGGUUCGACAAACUCAAAAUCCAUCCAUCGAGUCUCUGUUUUUCAAAAAGAAAAAUUUUCUUGGCUUUUGCUAGUCCACCGCUUUUUUCAGAUCUUCGACGAGAAGCUGACCUACGUGUCCGUGGGAUCCAGUCGACACGCCUCCUCAAACGAUCUCAAUUUUUAAACUAUUUGCUCCACGUUUUGGGCUUUUCCACUCACUUCGGUGUAUGUAUAUUUUCCACUAUUGUCAUGAAAUUCGCCGAUUCCUUCAAAGAUUGAUUCCGUGACCGUACCAGUAGCCCUGCCUUACCUUUCACCUCAACCACUCCCGAUGACCAACACAGUGACGUCAUAGGCCGAGACGACGUCACGCGGCAAGAAGCGUCGUUCCUCGUCGGUCUUCCGGACGUCGAUGCCCGGCGCCGUCUAUCCACUCACCGCCGACCAAGUCUUCGCCAAAUAA